Messenger RNA from Colletotrichum destructivum, 3415 nucleotides. RefSeq names its product Putative B30.2/SPRY domain, concanavalin A-like lectin/glucanase domain superfamily. Gene Ontology annotation, biological process: protein transport to vacuole involved in ubiquitin-dependent protein catabolic process via the multivesicular body sorting pathway. Lineage: Eukaryota; Fungi; Ascomycota; Sordariomycetes; Glomerellales; Glomerellaceae. Gene Ontology annotation, cellular component: endoplasmic reticulum. Gene Ontology annotation, molecular function: protein binding. The record is from RefSeq and is a predicted model, not a curated record. The transcript has 3 exons. The coding region runs from base 1365 to 2831 and encodes 488 amino acids.
GCUACCUGGCCGAGGAUUGUGUAUUGGAGCCCCUGUUCCCCAAGUGCCUUCUUGGCGCCGUGCCGCGCCCGUACAUUGGUCCACAUCCUGCAUCUUCAAAGUUGCGACUUGCGAGUGACCUAACUUCUCCGAAGACGACGACGACGACGACGACUUUCUCUCAGCGUCUUUUCUUCUCCCCCUCCCUCCUUUGCUUUCAUCAAUCUGUGGCGCCCCUCCCCUGCCGUCGGAUUAUACUAUUCGUAACAAGUUCACCAUUAUACCAUCUGCGCAUGAGUUAAAAGCGCUGAACAUAUCGACUGACUGCAAUUCCGUGCCGCCCGGGAGUCCCUGCUGCCCUUGCUUUUUUAUGUUUUUUUUUUCUCUUUCCAACGCUGCGCUCCCCCCUUCUGUCCCUCCUCCCAACCUGUAAAUGUCCCUCUAUCCCACACCUAACAACACCAACGACUACAGAUUACCGAACGGCCUGUUUCCGUGUGCAGCCAGCCAUCCCUCCUGCUCACUCACGCCUUGCUUUCUCCCCUCAUACAUCGUAGUGUAUUGUUUUUCUCGCUCCCUCCCCUCUUCCCCUCUUCGUCCCAUCCCUCGACAACUCACUCCCCUUCCUCCCUGCGCUGCACAGUCUGCACAGAACUGAAUCCUUCCCCCGGUCCCCAUCGAAUACCCCUACCUGCCACGCCCAAGAAGUCUAUCUCCAGCGCUACGCCGUACGCCCAGCACGCCCAGCAACCCUCAGCUGAGAGGGGACCCGCCACAAACAAAAGCAGUGCAGGCACCAGAGAGUCCAGACAGCCCAGCCUGCCUACGCCCCAUCGACCUGCGACUUGGGCCAGUCGGAGAAGUGUGGCAACGCAGCCUCCCUCCCUCUCUCUCCCUCUCUCGCACUGCUCUCUCCCAGUCAGUCACCAGACUGUCUUCCUCUUUCGCACUACGUAUCCACCGUCCAUACGUCGUAGCGGCACGUCCCUCACUGCUACCACCCGACCGACCGAUCCAUGUCCUCGACAACGACGACGACAAUCGCUCUCGUCUGACCCAAACCUGAUCCUGACACUGAUCCCACCAAAACCCACCGACCGCUCGCCUCUGUUCUAACUCAAUCCGCCCAGCCGGUCCAUCGCCCUCGCAUAGCUCGUCUGCCGACGCCCUCCAUUUUCCCUUCUGCUACUUUCGUCUUCAUUUUCCCACUGCGAUUCCCUCUUCUGUCCGCCUGCUUCCCCGAAGCGUCGAUUUGCCCGCGAAUGCUGCUUUCGCGGCGGUGACGCCAGCCGUCGCUCUCCUCGAUCGACCGAUCCCAUUUUGCGUCCAUCGUCCCCCCGACCGACCGACCGGGUUGAAUCGACAAACGUCGCCGCCUACCCGCCAUGGCACCCACGGCCCCGUCAUCGGCGCUGAAUGGCGUCGUCAUCGGAUUGCUAUCGUCGUUCGGCUCCGCCGUGCUUAUCGCCGUCAUCUUCCUCGUCAUCUACUUCUUCAGAUACACGGCCAGCGGCCGCAUCUUCCUUGAUCGCAUCGGCCGACCGGGCGAGUACGACGAUGAGCAGGCGUUCGCGAGGGAGGAGGCCGAGGCCCUCGAGUCCAUGGAUGACAUGCAGAGGACCGAGUAUCUCCGGGCAAAAGCAUUCAUCCAGGCGAACCCGCCUGAGUCCAUCCAGACCGAUAUAUCACUGUCCCAGUAUCUCGCCAUUCAAGAAAAGGGCGUCUCCGCCUGGGAGUUUGAGCCCGAAUUAGAAAUCGCCAACUGCUUCGUCGAGGGCCGCACCGAGAUUGAGUUCUUCGACUCGGAAUGCACCGUCAUGAGCAAUCUGCCCGUGCCUAAACAAAAUGAGGUUUACUACUGGGAGGCCAAGAUCUACGAUAAACCCGAAAAUACGUUGGUCAGUAUCGGCAUGGCCACUAAGCCGUACCCGUUGUUCAGACUACCCGGCUUUCACAAACAUUCCGUAGCCUACUUGUCAGCGGGCCAGCGUCGCUGCAACCAACCCUUCGCUGGGACACCCUACGGCCCUCAGUACGUCCAGGGCGACGUCAUCGGUGUGGGCUAUCGUCCACGAACCGGUACCAUUUUUUUCACACGCAACGGCAAGAAGUUGGAGGACGUCGUCCACGGAGUCAAGUCGCAGAACUUUUUCCCUGCCGUCGGUGCCAACGGACCGUGCAUCGUCCAUGUCAACUUUGGCCAGGCCGGCUUCGUCUUCAUCGAGGCCAACGUCAAGAAGUGGGGCCUCGCCCCCAUGACGGGCAGUCUUGCUCCGCCUCCACCCUACGGCUCUGAGCAGGGCGACAUCCUGCUGGAGGCCGGUCGCAAAGACGGAUACACAGCUGCCAGCCAGCAGCGGUCACCCUCGCAGACCCAGUCGUACUCGCAGGCUAGUCUGGGUCCUCAGCAUGGGCGGACAAGAAGCGGAAAUUUCAGAGUACUGCCACCGAGGAGCCCUGGUCCCGUAAGAAGCCCAACUGACAUCUCCCUGACUCAUUUUGUCUCCGACGAUGAGGGCGGCGAGCCAAGCAGCAGCACCAACCGUGGACACGAAGGGCAGAGCGUCGUAGGGCUCGGGCUUCAAGAUGCUUUGAACCCUCCACCCGAGUAUACGAGCCCCGAUCACUCUGAUGCCGGUAGUCGCCGAAACAGCACGGACAGCGAGAACACGCCGUUGAUUCGCGUCCUCAAUCGCAGUCGGGGGACAUCUACGGCCGGCGGCGGCGUACCUUCGCACCCUCCUAUACCCAGUUACACCGACGCGGUGCGAGCCGGCGCGGGGCGGGAGGAGAACAGCACUUCACGACCCAACCGGCACGGCAACCGGUCAAGGUCACAGAGCGCACAAUGAUGUUUGAAUCGAAUCUGCUGGGCAGCAUGACAUGAUACCACACCUGAAGCAUCACAAAAGCCAGCUCAGUGGGCCUACCGCGAGGGGCGCGGGGUGAAAGGCGGCGAAGCGAGCGAGCUGCUAUAAUGGGGUGUUUGGGGCCGGAGUACGGAAAACCGCCCAAACCUGGCGAUCUAGGAGUUUGGCAAUUUUUGAGAUAGACGAGAUGCUAGGGUGUCUUGAUCGAAACGGAAUCCCGGGAAAGGAAAGGGCUUUUGAUUUACUUACUUUUGGUUGUUAACGAGGUUGGUCCGGCCGCGAGCGUCAUGAUACCUAUUGGACUCAACAUCGAAUCGUCGAAUUGACGCAUAUACUGCUCUCCUUUUUGUUCAGAUUGGCGCGGACGUGUGGUUUCUCCCCACUUCCUCUCCCGCCCUCUCCGCUCCGACUGUACGAAAGCAUUCGCAAAAGAAGCACGACCCGCGCGGAGUGUCAGUCACCCGGGAGCGGGGACUGUGCAUUACACAGACAUACAUACAUCAAUUCUACCAGUGUUUUCCAAUCCAUGUAGGGUUUUCUCCAAGUCCUGUUGGAUGUCGUCUCCC